Phytophthora sojae is the source of this 3126-nucleotide messenger RNA. RefSeq lists its product as hypothetical. The transcript has 2 exons. Gene Ontology annotation, molecular function: P-type calcium transporter activity; ATP binding; ATP hydrolysis activity. NCBI's taxonomy places the organism in Eukaryota, Oomycota, Peronosporomycetes, Peronosporales, Peronosporaceae. Gene Ontology annotation, biological process: calcium ion transmembrane transport. Gene Ontology annotation, cellular component: membrane; intracellular membrane-bounded organelle. The record is from RefSeq and is a predicted model, not a curated record. Bases 1 to 3126 code for a protein of 1041 amino acids.
AUGCCUGACCUCACGUCGGUCCAGCCGCUUCCGUCGUCGCCUGCGAAACCCCGCCGAAGCAACAACCCAACCACCACCGCUACAUCCAGUAUUAGCAAGGUUGCACCGUCGUCGCCCUAUGGCAUCACGCUCGAGGAGAUCCGGAAGCUCAACCAGGACCAAAUGACUGAGGCCAACCUCGAGGAACUCACGCGGAUAGGAGGCGUAGCGGCCUUGGCGACCCUUUUGUGUGUGAAUCUGGAGCAUGGUUUGCCUCGCAGCGAGAUCGACACGAACUUCAUGGUGCGGCGCGAAUUGUUCGGCCGGAACGUCUGUGCAGAUGCGCCAAUGAAAGGACUGUUUCGACUUUUCGUUGAAAGUUUUCAAGACACUACACUGAUCAUCUUGAUCAUCGCUGCUAUUGCGUCCAUGGUUACGGGCUACAUGGAGCACCCGGAGACAGGUUGGAGUGAGGGGGUCGCAAUUCUAUCCGGUGUUACACUGGUGGCUGUCGUGACUUCGAUCAACAACUACACCAAGGAAAAGCAGUUCCGUGCUCUGAGUGCCAAGAAUGACGACGUGCUGGUGAAAGUACUGCGGGACGGCAAACCGGACCAGGUUCCAGUUGGAGAAAUAUCGGUGGGCGAUGUGAUCAUUCUUGAAACAGGCGAUAAAGUACCGGCCGACGCUGUGCUAAUACACGGCAGCGACCUCAAGUGCAACGAGUCCAGUCUUACCGGAGAGCCUGAUGAUGUGAGUAAGGUCCCUACGAAAGACCCUUUCUUGCUAUCUAGCUGUCUCGUAGCAAGUGGUCGCGGCGAGUGCCUUGUAAUCGCUGUUGGUGCUGAGAGUCGCUGGGGGAAGAUCAAGUCCAAGCUCGUUCGGGAGCAGAAGGCUACGCCUCUGAUGGAGAAGCUGGAAGAAAUGGCCAAGCAGAUCGGCUAUGUUGGAAUGGCGUUCUCUAUUGCUACAAUCGUAGCGAUGAUCAUCAUCUACUCCACGUCCGCUGAGAAGAAGCUGGAAUACUCGUGGCCGUCGUACAUUUUGCACACCUUUUUGAUCGGUGUCACGAUCAUUGUGGUCGCAAUUCCGGAAGGUCUGCCGCUCGCAGUGACGAUCUCGCUUUCUUACUCCACCAAGAAGAUGCUGCGGGAUAAUAACCUCAUCCGGGUGCUGGCGGCUUGUGAAACCAUGGGAAAUGUCACCAGCAUUUGCUCCGAUAAGACGGGAACACUGACGGAAAAUAAAAUGACCGUUGUGCAAGGAUGGGUGCUGGGCAAGUUUUACAAGGACGAGUUCACAGACGCGACCCGGACGCAAUUCCCUGUUGACGCUAAAGCGCUCGAAGAACUUGCAGCCAACAUUGCUGUGAAUACAAGCGCGUUUCUCAAGGAUGUCAACGGUGUAGCCCAAGUGCAAGGAAACAAGACCGAAGGCGCAGUGCUUGUAUGGAUGAACAAGCUCAACUUCCCCAUUAUGGACAUCCGCCGAGAAAAGUUCCAAGUUGCACGGGGUGACAGACUAUUCCCGUUUUCGUCAGAAAAGAAGUCUAUGGCUGCAAUUGUCCGGCGUGGAGACGGAAGCUACCGCCUAUACUCGAAGGGAGCGGCCGAGGUCAUUUUGACGCGAGCAACCAAGUUUAUCGACAUCGAUGGCAACGAGCAGGAGUUGACCGCGAAAAAGCGUGACGAAUUAAACCGUAUCAUCAGGCAAAUGGCCGAGUCCGCACUUCGCACGAUUUGCAUUGGCCAUCGAGACUUCGCAAGUGGAGAGUUGCCGAACGACUUGCAAUCGCUCCCAGAAGCACCAGACCAGGACUUAGUCGUCAAUGCCAUUUUCGGCAUUCAAGACCCGCUUCGCCCGGAUGUGACCGAUGCCAUCAGAGAUUGCAAGCGAGCUGGUAUUAUGGUACGCAUGGUCACCGGCGACAAUAUUCACACAGCAUCAGCAAUUGCUAAGCAGUGCGGGAUUAUGACCGAAGACGGCGUCGCGCUUGAGGGUCCUGUAUUCCGAGCAAUGAGCGUUGAAGAGGUGAGCAAGCUUAUCCCCCGGCUUCAAGUGCUAGCACGAUCGUCUCCAGACGACAAAUUUCGCCUCGUCAACUUGCUGAAAGACCGAUCGGAAGUUGUGGGCGUGACUGGUGACGGAACGAACGACGCACCGGCGCUACGUACGGCUGACGUUGGUAUGGCAAUGGGAAUUACUGGCACUGACCUCGCCAAAGAGGCAUCCGACAUCAUCAUCAUGGACGACAAGUUUUCAUCGAUUCGGAAAGCCGUUCUGUGGGGCCGGUGUGUAUACGACAACAUUCGCAAGUUCUUGCAAUUCCAGCUCACUGUCAAUAUUGUGGCAUUGGUCGUCACGUUUGUCAGUGCCGUAACUGGAAAGGAACCACCGCUAAACUCGGUUAUGAUGCUCUGGAUUAACCUCAUCAUGGAUACUAUGGGAGCGUUAGCACUUGGUACGGAGGCUCCCACCGAAGCGCUACUUGAUCGACGUCCGUACAAGAAAACUGCGAAGCUCUUGGGAAGGUGUAUGGUGAAGAAUAUCGUCGUUCAAUCUAUUUUCCAGCUACUACUCGUCUUCUUGCUGCUCAUCUACGGCGCGGAAAAGUUUGGCUAUCAUGAUGGGAACGAAUGCGUCAAAUGGGACUACACGGUAAAAUCUAGCUUCCCGACUCUCAGCAAGGAUACUUGUGUUACUGCAAGGGGUGGAAGUUGCUGGAGCUUGUCCUGUGACGAUUAUGCCAGCAAUUCGUCAGUCCUCGAUUAUCCCACCGACUGCCUAGACGAGGACUGCACAGGCUACGACUACCGACAUUACACCAUCAUCUUCAACACAUUCGUUUUCUCUCAGCUAUUCAACGAGUUCAACGCGCGUCGGACGAAUAACGACUGGCAUGUCUUCAAAGGUAUAGUGGGUAACCCGCUUUUCAUCAUGAUCAUCGUGAUCACGCUUUUCGUUCAAGUGCUACUUGCCGAGUUCGGCGGCGAUUUUACAAAAACGAGUGGGAUCUCGUUCACGCACUGGCUUGUCUGUUUCGGCUUAGGAGCUCUCUCACUUCCUGUUGGUGUAUUGAUGCGCUUCAUCCCCCUGACAGAUUCUCCUGAUGCGUUUGCGAAUCCAAACGGAAUUUCGCAAAGAUAA